Molecule: messenger RNA, 561 nt
Organism: Centropristis striata (black sea bass)
Lineage: Eukaryota; Metazoa; Chordata; Actinopteri; Perciformes; Serranidae
Product: gamma-crystallin M2-like
Exons: 3
Coding region: 10-561 (183 amino acids)
Biological process (GO): visual perception; lens development in camera-type eye
Molecular function (GO): structural constituent of eye lens
Source: RefSeq, a predicted model, not a curated record
AGAGGCAACAUGACUUCCAGCAGCAUGAACAUGGGCAGGGUCGUCUUCUACGAGGACAGGAACUUCCAGGGUCGUUCCUAUGAGUGCAGCAGCGACUGCGCCGACAUGUCUUCCUACCUGAGCAGGUGCCACUCCUGCAGGGUGGAGAGAGGCUGCUUCAUGGUCUACGACCGCACCAACUUCAUGGGCAACCAGUACUUCCUGAGGAGGGGCGAGUACUCUGACUACCAGAGCAUGAUGGGAAUGAGCGACUGCAUCAGGUCCUGCCGCAUGAUCCCCAUGCACCGCGGCUCCUACAGGAUGAAGAUCUACGAGAGGGAGAACUUCGGAGGUCAGAGUCACGAGCUGAUGGACGACUGUGACAACGUCAUGGACCGUUACCGCAUGUCCAACUGCAUGUCCUGCCACGUGAUGGACGGACACUGGCUGAUGUACGAGCAGCCCAACUACAGAGGCAGGAUGAUGUACAUGAGGCCUGGAGAGUACAGGAACUUCUCCAACAUGGGCAUGAGCAACAUGAGGUUCAUGAGCAUGAAGCGCAUCAUGGACUCCUACUAUUAA